AUGCGUUUUAUUGAACUGAACAGCAGUUUGGACAGUUGCGAGCGAAGGAGGAGGUACGAUGGGCGCACACACGUCCCGGCCAACGGUCCCAGUCGGCUUAUUGGCGUUACGCUGACCGUAGUGGCAUGGGGAUUGGUGGUGAUCGUGCUGGGGAAUUGGCGUCCAGUGGUCGAUGCUCAAGGCAUUGCAGCGGUCGAAUCGGAGGGUAACGAGACGACGGAGUACUACCAUCUCGAGAUGGACGCUAGUGCGGAAGUGAAGGAACGGGAAAUGCAAGAGCUGCGCCAGAGGUUGGCCGGUACAACAUUGCGCGUUACUACACUUCAGGACUGGCCCCUCAGCUACACGGUUAAGAUCAACGGUUCGUACAUCGGUGCCGGUGUUGCCUUCGAUCUGCUCGAGUUUCUGAUGGAAAAAUUCAACUUCACCUACGAGCUCGUAAUGCCGGAACAGAACAUCGUCGGUUCGUCCAACGACAUGGCCGGCAGUGUGCUGCAGCUGUUGGCGAAUGGAUCUGCCGAUAUUGCGGUUGCCUUUCUGCCGAUACUGGCGGACGCACGUCAACACAUCCGCUACUCGACCGGGCUGGACGAGGGCGAAUGGAUCAUGAUCAUGGUACGCCCGAUGGAAUCGGCCAGCGGAUCCGGUCUGCUCGCACCGUUCAAUCGGGACGUUUGGAUAUUGAUUCUGCUGUCGCUGUUGGCCGUCGGUCCGAUUAUUUACGGCUUGCUGAUAUUGCGCCACCGGCUCACCAGGGACAAGGAGCAGGUCAUCUACAGCCUGCCGCACUGCGUGUGGUUCGUGUACGGUGCACUGAUGAAGCAGGGCAGUACCCUUUCACCGACGGGAGAUUCUACCCGUAUCCUGUUCGCCAGCUGGUGGAUAUUCAUCACGAUCCUAACAUCUUUCUACACCGCCAAUUUGACCGCCUUUCUCACCCUGUCCAAAUUUACGCUCCCGAUCAACAACGCCGAGGACGUGCGUCGGAAGGAGAAGCAGUUCGUGACUAUCCGUGGCGGUGCGGUUGAGUAUGCAAUCAAAAAUCGCGACGAAACAUUAAACGCCCUCAGUGUGCUGGUCGACAAGCGGCUCGUAGACUUCACGACCAACGUGAACGAUAGUGACACGCUUGCGGACAAGGUGGCCAAACAGAACUACGUAUUUGUCCGUGACCGGCCCGCUAUCGACCACAUGAUCUACGCGGACUAUCUAGUAAGGCGUAAGAUAAAUACACUCGUCGAACGGUUGCACUGUCCGUACGCAACCGCCACCACACCGUUCCUGAAGCGGAACCGUGCUUUUGGUUUCCCGCUGACCACCGAGUGGAAUCGAAUAUUUGAUCCCGAGUUGCUCAAAAUGGUGGAAGGUGGCAUCGUCAAGUACAAGUUGCACGAUCGCUUACCGAAGGCCGAAAUCUGUCCCCAGAAUUUGGGCGGUACGGAGCGCCAGCUGAAGAACCGUGAUCUCGUCAUGACCUACUUCGUCAUGGUGACCGGCUUUGUUACCUCGAUUGUGGUGUUCGUCAGCGAGCUCGGGUUCCGGUACCUAAACCAGCGCAAGCUCAACGAUCUGCUGCAGCAGCAACCGUCCAAAAAGAUCACGACCGAGCGGAUCUCCUACCUGGGGAAACAGUUUACUGCUGGUGAUUCACCACCACCACCGUACGCUGAAAUCUUCAGCCGCCAUCAGCUCGGUGUACUUGGUAGCGAGCGGACCGGUAAACUGUUCGACGACGGUAACAGCGAACUAGCCAAUGGUUCCAACCGACAGAUGAUCAACGGACGGGACUAUAUGGUUGUGCGCGAAAAGAAUGGGCUCGGUUCGAGGCUCAUACCGAUGCGUGCACCAUCGGCGGCCAUCUUUCAUUACACGUAUGCCAACUAA
This is a messenger RNA of Anopheles marshallii, 1884 nucleotides long. RefSeq names its product probable glutamate receptor (gene Ir76b). Lineage: Eukaryota; Metazoa; Arthropoda; Insecta; Diptera; Culicidae. Gene Ontology annotation, molecular function: glutamate-gated receptor activity. Bases 1 to 1884 code for a protein of 627 amino acids. The transcript is spliced from 5 exons. Gene Ontology annotation, cellular component: membrane. The record is from RefSeq and is a predicted model, not a curated record.